Molecule: messenger RNA, 2941 nt
Organism: Drosophila obscura
Lineage: Eukaryota; Metazoa; Arthropoda; Insecta; Diptera; Drosophilidae
Exons: 5
Coding region: 83-2020 (645 amino acids)
Cellular component (GO): nucleus
Source: RefSeq, a predicted model, not a curated record
GCAGUUCACGCGAAAAACAUAUGCAAGCGAGCACCCUUAAUGUUUUUUUAAUUAUUAAAUAAAUCCGUAAAGUGGCAAUAAUAUGAAUGUGAGCAAUCGCACCUUGCGUGGUGUCCGCCAGUGCACCAGCUGUGGAGCCAUCAAUGGCAAUCGCGCCAAGCUCUGCAGCAACGCCGCCUGUCCACAGAACAAGAAUGUGCUCGAUGCGGUUUCUCUGGUGACGCUGCACGCCGGCUCAACGGUCUGUUCGUUGCGCGCCAAGCUGCGAGAGACGCCUAGAAAUUUCGUGGUCAUCCAGGAUGUGACACUAUCGCUGCAGCCGAAUGCGGCUGUGGUAUCCAGCAAGGCCAUCUGCCAUGUGGACGCCUGCAGGAACGACGCCGGCGACAUCGAUUGCCAGCAUGUGAAGGCGUGCCGAGAGCUCGGCUCGGCUAUGCCCAUGGCUCAGGUGUACAAGGUGUCGCGGGAGGUGCUAUGGAAUCUGAAUAUCGGGCAGGAGCAGAAGCAACAGCUCUGGCAGCAGUACAAGUGGGCCGAGGACCAGGAACAGCUGCCGGCCGUGCAGCGUCUCAAUGCCACAACCUUUGCGGUAAAGUGCGAGCGCUCGGAUUCGUUUCCGACUGCCAGGCUGCAUGUGACGGCCCUGGCCAAUGGCGUGUCGCCCAAGAAGGGCACCUAUGCCUGUGCCUGCCGCAAGCUGAAGAUAAUUGUGGAGCCAGACAACUCGCUGGUCAUGCAGGACGAGAUCUGCGAUCACCUGCUGCUGGUUCUGGCUGGCAUACUCAGCUCGCCGCAGGGCAAACGCGUCUAUGGCAACUUUACCAACAGCCUAAAGAACUUUUGGAUGCCAUCCAGGCUGGAGACGCCGCUGGGCGAGGGCACGCAGGAGGAUUUACGACUCAGCCUGAGCAUGGUCGAUGAGUUUGAUCCACAGGUGGAUAUACUUGUUUUUGGCGAUCAUCUUGAUCUGCCCCUGCCAGACCUGUCCGAUGGUGCCUUCAACCUGGACAGCAUGCAGGCGGCCACAAGCAACCCCAGCAGCAGCAACAGCAGCAGCGCCCUGAUCCACUAUGCCAACGAUUCGCAGCUCCUGUCCAACUGCGAUGUGUUCGCCGAGCCAGAGGAGCAGCACAUCGAGCUGACGGACUGCAAUAUCGAGCUGAUGGAUCAGUAUCAGCCCACGGAUCAGAUUGAUCUCGACAUCGAGCUGCCCAUGAUCAGCGAGCCCUACAACAUACUCACCGCCCCGCCCAUUUAUUCGGAGGCAAUGCCAACCGCUGUCACCGAACAAUUGCCGCCGAUUGAGCUGCUGCCCGCGUUAGCGGUGGUCAAGAAGACCCCCAUCAAGGCAACGGAAAUCGUGGGCGAGGUUAAAACUCGCAAGCAGCCUCCUCUGCCUGCCAAACGUGAUUUGAUCGUCAAUGGGCCGUCAUCGCCGGCCAACGACAGUUUGUGUGUGGACGCGAAUGUGCAGCCUGCGCUGGCCUACUCCGCUUGGCUGGACCAUGUGAUAGAGCUACUCAAUGAUUGCCUGGAGCCAGUAUGCACACCCGAGCCAGGGCUCUCGACACGCUCCAUCCACCAGAGCUUUCAUGUGCACAAGGAGACCUUUUCGCACUUUUGCAAAAGCUUCAGUGCUGGCAUAAAGCGGCGUCCCCUCCACGAAGUCUCGCUGAUUGAGUCCGGAAAAUACAAGGGCUUGACCAAAUACAUAUGGCAUUUCACAGCUGGUCACACGGUUACGCGCAUCUUUAGCACCUCCAAUAUACAACUGCAGCUGACGCGCUCCUUUGAGCGUCAUGCGGAUGGUCAUUUUGUGCCCUAUGUGCGGCUACCUUUCAAGCAACAUGUCCAGGCACAGCCCAAAAAACGUCCCAUUUAUACCAGAAUGAGUCUGUGGAUGGCUAGAAUUGUGUGGGAAAGCGGCAUUGUGUUGUCCUGGACCCCGGAUGUGUUGCCGCGCAGCCACCACGGCCUCAUGACUGUGGAACUAACGGUGGAAACACGUUCACCCAGCUAAUAUGAAGCAUUUGUUACCAUUGCCGUUGUCAGUAUGAGAAUUUACAAGCCUUUCUAACGUAUAUAUUUCGUGUGUACCUUAAUCUAAGUCGGUUUAGUGCCUAAGAAACAGAAUCUCACAAAAAUUGGUCAUUAUUUGGUGAAUAUGUAGAGCGAUCUAUAUACGGUGUCAGGGUGACAAAUGAUUGGGUUUAGCACUGAUCUCGCUUCGAUAAGAUCCAGUUUGAAAAGUAGAAAAGUUGUAGGUGUCCCUCCCUUUCCAACCUCUUUGGCCACAUUCCAAAAAUCCUUACUCCUCAAGUAGUCUAACUACAUACGAUAGGGGCGGGGCGUGGCGGGUCGGACACAUGGGUAAUUCUAGAGGGAAAACUGAAAUACGAUUGACAUUCAUUCAUUUACAUAAUCAGUAUACAUGCUUAUUCAAGUUAAAGUGUACAAAAAACCAGUCUUUAAAACAUUUUUAUCCUUUCUCUUCCUUUCUUUUUUUUGUUUUUUUUUUUUGUGAUCAAUAUUUUACACUAAAAUGUAAAAAUAUAUCCUAAUUUUCUUUGCUCUCUACUUGCUGUGUAGGUUGGUGUGUGUGUGUUUAGUGAUGGAGCAACUAAAGAACUCUGCUAUUCAUUAGAUCAGAUAAUUUUCGGACUGCUCAGCUGCACAUCACACACACACACACACACACCACAGCAUAGCUAUGGCAAUUCAGAGUGCAAAAAGUAAAGAUAAGAUUUCAUUUAUCCGUAUCGUAUCCGAGGCUAUCAUUUAAGAACUGUACACAUUAAUAUUACGCUGUGAGCCAACACUGGGUUUGGGCCUGUUCAAUAUGGUUACUCCCUGUGCAUUAAAUGAAGAUUGAAACAAUAUUUGCUUAUGCAUUUUUCAUUCAAUUGUGGCAUUUGUUUUGUUCACAUAAAUCGUAUAUAUU